Messenger RNA from Prunus armeniaca (apricot), 210 nucleotides. Lineage: Eukaryota; Viridiplantae; Streptophyta; Magnoliopsida; Rosales; Rosaceae. The record is from the annotation of a GenBank genome assembly.
AUGGCUGAUAACAUGAAGACCACUAACUACCACACUUUCUUGCCAACCAAAGCUCAAGAAGAGGAGGCAAAAAGGGCAAACAAUCCUGGGAAUCGAGAAAGACGCGUUCAAGUUGAAAUCAGAGAGCGUUCACCGCAACCAUUUAUAUUGGAGUCUAGCGAUCCAAAUCUAACAACACCACCACAAACAAAGGAUCUUCUUCGUUCCUAG